Molecule: messenger RNA, 1965 nt
Organism: Penicillium salamii
Lineage: Eukaryota; Fungi; Ascomycota; Eurotiomycetes; Eurotiales; Aspergillaceae
Source: the annotation of a GenBank genome assembly
AUGCUUAUGUACCCACGUAAGGGUCUCAUCACCGAUCCAUACAACUCUGAGGACAUCAUCAUACAAGACGACCAAUACCCACCCGAGUUCUAUACCGAGACCGCCUUGAACUGCUCGCAAGACCGUCUGCAAUCACCCUUCCAGUGUCACCCAACUGUACAGCUCUCUCCACCUUCUUCCACACCCUCCUCACCUGCUCUCUCCUCGCCAACCUUUUCGAUUCCCUACCCACAAACGUCCGACUCUCAAUCGUUCGGGGCUCCUUCGAUGACCCCCGCCUCUUCAUAUAACCCGUCGUACGACAUUCAGGGUUCAGAUUCGCCUUCUCACUACUUGCCUCACUACCCUCAGCAAUACUAUACCCCAAUGUUGGCUCAACAACCUCUUCCCAGCAACCAGGCCUGGGACAGCAACUUGCAGUUGCUGAGCCCCGCGCGCAUUCCCUACGCCGGUGUGCAGAAGAGAUCAUCACCUUCAAUCGCAUCACGAUCAAUGCCUUCUGGCUACCAUCGCCGGUCGACCAGCUCUAACAAGCCAUUGCCUACCCCGGUGCAAACCCCGCUCCAGAACUCUUUCCUUGCGACACCCUUCCAGAACUUCGACAUUUCAGCGCAGGAUGGUCACAGCGCCGACGCUGAAACGGCCAUGAGACGCGCAAUUAUGGACCAACAAAAGCAAUCAUCCCCUCAGCAGUUCCAGGGUGAUUAUUCUCUGGCCCCCUCGGUGUCAACCUUGAGCCAUAAUUCCCCUGUGACCCCACAGACGAGUCUCGACGAGCUCGACGACGCAUCGAAGUCGAUGAGCAAUGGUGAGAUUGGAAAUCCUGAAAUCGACCGGUGGAUGACACAAUACUUACAUUACGAUGCCACAGAAUAUAACAAUGGCAUGCCUAUGGGAGUUCCAAGGUUGGACAGGACGAUUUCCGAUAUUUACCAAGAUGAACUUUACAACCCCGCUGUCAUGGCCGCCCCCCAGGUGUCCAAACCUAUGGCACAGAACCAACUGAACCCGCGCAAUUUCAUUGCCGACCGUCUGAAUGCCGCCAAUCAGGGACACUUGUCUGCCGGUUCCCAAUCACCAGUCAACAGACGGGAUCGUUCGCCUUUCCGCCCCUCUUCUCCAUUCGCGGGAGAUAUGGGUAGCGAGGCACUCCAGCAGCCCCAGGCUACUAGCGUCCCUAUGUCGAAUGGAAUGAACAUGAACCAGAACACCACCGACAUCAAGACGAUGUCCCCGAAGGAUGCAGUUUUGGAUUUCCAGGAUGCAGAGGACCCAGCCAUGCCACCUCUGUUCCCCCCUGGCCUCCCCACCGGUCAGGCUGAUUUCAAUCUGGGCGAUGCGCUGGGUUUGCGACGCGACAGCGGCUCGAUGCGGGCGAUGGAAGCAUUCCCUCAGUACACCGCGGCCACUAUGUCGCAACCUCAUUUCGCAUUUGCUCAUCCCCAGAACCGCCAAACCAAUCUCUUGCAGCAAUCCUCCGACUUCCCAUCACUCCCUACUGUGGAAUCUACCGAGACUCCGCAAAUGCACAUUACGGAGAGCAUCCCUCGACCCGCCAACACCACUUCGGAUGCCGGCACCUAUACUUGCACCUACCACAACUGCGCCCACCGCUUCGACUCUCCUUCGAGAUUGCAGCGACACAAGCGCGAGGCCCACCGCCAAACUACGCCGGGCGGGCAUCUGAUUAGCCGCGACACCUCGAUUCGCAACUCCCAGGCCGGUCCUCACAAGUGCGAGCGCAUCAACCCUUCUACAGGCAAAGCAUGCAAUUCUAUCUUCUCCCGUCCCUACGAUCUUACGCGACACGAACAUACCAUUCACACCGCCGGGAAGCAGAAGGUGCGCUGCCACAUCUGUAACGAGGACAAGACCUUCAGCCGAAACGAUGCCCUAACAAGGCACAUGCGAGUGGUGCACCCUGAAAUUGAUUGGCCAGGCAAGCAGCGCAGACGGAGGGACUGA